Cryptosporidium muris RN66 is the source of this 894-nucleotide messenger RNA. RefSeq lists its product as uncharacterized. NCBI's taxonomy places the organism in Eukaryota, Apicomplexa, Conoidasida, Eucoccidiorida, Cryptosporidiidae. Gene Ontology annotation, biological process: regulation of transcription by RNA polymerase II; regulation of cyclin-dependent protein serine/threonine kinase activity; DNA repair. Gene Ontology annotation, cellular component: transcription factor TFIIH holo complex. The record is from RefSeq and is a predicted model, not a curated record. The coding region runs from base 1 to 894 and encodes 297 amino acids. The transcript has a single exon.
AUGACGAAAUUAAAUGAUGAGGAAUCUAUUUAUCUUUGUCCAAUAUGCCUCAUAAAUACUUAUUAUAAAUAUGGAGUUCAUUUAUAUUAUGGAGAACCUUGUGGUCAUAGGUUCUGCUCUGAAUGUGCUAAUAAAUCUAAUAAAAAAUCUAGUGGAAUUCGUAUUAAUACUAAUAUAUCAAAUUCAAAUAAUUCAAAAAUAUGUCCAGUAUGUCGUCAUUUUGUACGUUUUAUUAUUGAUUAUGAAUAUGGUGAAACUAAUUUUAUAAAAUUAGAAAAUAUUGCAAGAAAACAAGUUUUAGCUAUUAUGAAUAAAACUCGACAAGAUUUUGAAAAUACACCCAUAUAUAAUGAUUAUUUAGAGGAUAGAGAAACAACUAUUAAUAAAUUAAUAAAUGGUGAUGAAAAUGAAAAAAAAGUGAUUCAAGAUUCUUUAAAUCAAUAUGCAAAAGAGCAUCAGUUAGAAAUUUUAGAAAGACAAACAAAGUAUGAAACAUCAUUAAAAAAUACAAUUAGGGAUAUUGUUAAAAAAGAAGGAACAUUUUAUGAAGAAUUACAACAAGCAGCUCAAAAUAAUGUUAUUGAUUAUUUACAUAUUGUACAUCCAUUACAAGCUGAAUAUCCAGAAUAUUUCCAACAAUAUCAAGAUAAUAGUGAAAUAUCAUCACAAAAAACUUAUAAGACACAAGAUAUUUUAGGUAACAAUAUACCAACUCCUAUUGACAAUAAGAUCACAUCUAGAGACAAAAUUCCAAUACAAAAGUGUCUACAAUUAGAUUUAAGAAUUCGUGCUGGUGGAGUAACAGAGAAUUUACUUUGGAAUCGUUGUAAAGAUGAAUUAUUUUCAGGUUUUAUAGUAAAUAAACGAAAUAUAGAUAUAGAUAUAAAUAAUUAA